Oryza brachyantha (malo sina) is the source of this 946-nucleotide messenger RNA. RefSeq lists its product as uncharacterized. The record is from RefSeq and is a predicted model, not a curated record. The coding region runs from base 147 to 704 and encodes 185 amino acids. NCBI's taxonomy places the organism in Eukaryota, Viridiplantae, Streptophyta, Magnoliopsida, Poales, Poaceae. The transcript is spliced from 2 exons.
CAAACCACACACACACGCGCGCUUACCCCUUACCCGCCGCAGCCGCAGCCGCAGCCGCAGCAUUUAACGCGGCACGAGGAGAGUGGGGAGCGUCACGAGCGUGAGCACACAGCACACACCACCCGCGGCGGCAGCAAGCGGCAGCGAUGGCGUCCAUCAUCGUGCUCGUCUCCGUGCUCCUCCUCGACGUCAUCGCCUUCGGCCUCGCCGUCGCCGCCGAGCAGCGCCGCAGCAAGGCGACCGUGACGCCCGACAUGGUCAAGGAGUACGACUACUGCGUCUACGACUCCGACAUCGCCACGGGCUACGGCGUCGGCGCGCUCCUCCUCCUCCUCGCCGCGCAGGUCGUCGUCAUGCUCGCCAGCAAGUGCUUCUGCUGCGGCCGCGGCCUCAAGCCCGGGGGGUCCCGCGCCUGCGCCCUCAUCCUCUUCCUCUUCGCAUGGUUGACCUUCCUCAUUGCCGAGGCAUGCUUGCUGGCUGGAUCCAUCCGGAAUGCAUACCACACCCGGUACAGGGGGAUCUUUGGUGGUAACCCGCUCUCUUGCGAGACUGUGCGCAAGGGUGUCUUCGCUGCUGGUGCGGCCUUCACCUUCUUCACAGCCAUCCUCAGUGAGUUCUACUACAUUAGCUACUCCAAGUCCCGGGAUGCUGCUGGGGGUGCCCCGUACGGUGGCUCCAACAUCGGCAUGGGCACUUACAGUUAAAGGAGCUUGCUGAAGGAUGAUCCAGUCCUUGAGUUUGUUGGAUUCAAGGUGGAGCAUGUGGUCUUGGAGUGCAUUGUUCUUGUUGACAUUACCUUAGUUACGGUGUAAUUGGUUGGGUUUACUAUCCCAUUAGGUUGUAUGAGAUUACUUGGUUGGGUUGUACACUAUUCGGAUUAUUGGAUUGGCUCUGAACAAGGAAUACACGUAUCCUAGUAUCGUAAUGUGCUAUUUGCCUGCUGAUA